AUUUUAUCUCUCCGGUCCGACUAGUGUCAAUCAAAAUAAACACGCGAAGAUUUGUCUCCCUUCCCGAUCCGAUUAAGCUCUCCGCCUCGCCGCCGCCUACGCAUCCUCGUCUCUUAUAUUCGCCGGCGACGCAGAUCCCUACUCGAUUGGCUCUGCCUGCUCCCACAGUCCAUCUUCUCCGCGCUCCUGGCGCCCUUCCGGUUCGCCGCCCACCGUAGCUAGCAGCUGCGCGAGCGCGCGCGACAGAGAGGAUGCCUAAGCGGACGACCCACACCUACUCCAGCGAGGACGCGCUGCCGGAGGGCCCUGAGUCCGACCUCUUCGUCUACUACUGCAAGCACUGCGCCUCCCACGUCCUCAUCACCGAUACCCUAUUGCAGAAAAUGCCAAAGCGGAAGACUGAUGGAGCACAUGUUCUAGACAAGUCAAAGCAUCUCUCAAGGCUAAAUGUGAAGGAUGCAGGGAAAGUCAUGUUGAAACGUGGAGAAGGAAAGCUUGAGAAGCAGUUCCGCAUGACCUGUGUUGGAUGCGACCUUUUUGUUUGCUAUCGAUCGGGGGAGGAUUUGGAGCUUGCUCCUUUCAUAUAUGUUGUUGAUGGAGCACUGAGUUCAGUGGCGGCUGAGACAAAUCCACAUGAUGCUCCUGUACCGCCUUGCAUCACACAGUUGCAAGGUGGACUUGUCCAAGUUGCCAUUGAAGUAGAAGACCGGGCACAACGUUCAGCAAUCACAAGAGUGAAUGCUGAUGAUGUCCGAGUAGCAGUAGCUGCCCCUGCUGCUCGCGGAGAGGCUAACAACGAGCUACUAGAAUUUAUGGGAAAGGUGCUUGGCCUAAGGUUGAGUCAGAUGACCCUUCAAAGGGGGUGGAAUAAUAAAUCAAAGCUUCUGAUUGUUGAGGAUUUGUCUGCGCGGCAAGUUUAUGAGAAGCUCCUAGAAGCUGUCCUACCUUAGAAUACCUACUUGGAUCGGCUUCAGUAUACUCUUAUCUGGAGGAAAAGGACCCAAGGAUGCCUACUAGACCGGCUGAAGAGAUGUCGGAUGAGGUGUCAAAAGAGCAGAAGCUGCUAAAAGAGUUGAAGGGGUCGACCUAAAGCAAUCAGCCAAUCUCUUCAUUGUUUCUGUUGUAAUCUUAUGCUAUUCAUUAAUAUGAUGGAGAUAUCCAGUGAAGCUAAGCUGUGAGUAGCCCUUCGAGUUGUAAUGCAGACUUCUGCCCAUGUUUGUAAGCGACAUCUGACAUAUAUUUGAGUGUUUGAAACUGAGCUUGGGUGGUGAUUCUCAGGCUCAGUGCCGAACAAAAAUGAUUUCAUGUUC
Messenger RNA from Lolium perenne, 1310 nucleotides. Its product is annotated as UPF0235 protein At5g63440. Lineage: Eukaryota; Viridiplantae; Streptophyta; Magnoliopsida; Poales; Poaceae. The record is from RefSeq and is a predicted model, not a curated record.